Corticium candelabrum is the source of this 1409-nucleotide messenger RNA. Its product is annotated as serine/threonine-protein phosphatase 2A regulatory subunit B'' subunit gamma-like. Bases 1 to 1404 code for a protein of 467 amino acids. The transcript has a single exon. The record is from RefSeq and is a predicted model, not a curated record. Gene Ontology annotation, biological process: positive regulation of B cell differentiation; microtubule cytoskeleton organization; cortical cytoskeleton organization. Gene Ontology annotation, cellular component: centrosome; spindle. NCBI's taxonomy places the organism in Eukaryota, Metazoa, Porifera, Homoscleromorpha, Homosclerophorida, Plakinidae.
AUGCACUUCUGGUUACUCUUAUCCGGGACAAUAACCAUGAGUCUGGUAGCAAGUUUGAAACAGUACGUUGUCAGAAAACAAGCGGAGAAAAGUGUCAGCUGCAAAGAAAAGGAAGAUGAUCUCCAAUUGUUUACAGAAGAGUAUAUUCGUUUGAAGGGGAUCCAUGCGACGUCUGAUGACACCAUCGGUAUCCCUCGCUUCUACUUCAAACCUCCUCGUCAGGAUCAACUUCUACUUCAGAAACUGAGAGAAGAAUCUCGAGCGGCUUUCCUUCAACGAAAGAGCGCCAGCCUUGCAGACAACGAGGAGCUACAGCAACUGUGGGGAUUGUUAGAGAAACAUCAGUCUCCACCAUUAGUUGGCGAUGUGCAGAUGAUUAAUUACUCUGAUUUCAAACGUGUGAAAGAUAAAGCUAGUGAACGAUGUAGACCAUACAUGAAAGCGACCGUGUUUUGUAAACUCAUGGCUGGAGAUCCAUAUGGUCGAAUCUCCAUAGUGAAAUUCUUCAAUUAUGUGAUGAGGAAAGUUUGGGUUCAGCAGACUCGCAUCGGGUUGAGUCUGUAUGAUGUGGCAGGUCUGGGUUAUCUGAAAGAGCCUGAUUUAGAGAACUACAUAUUGGAGUUAAUUCCAACAUUGCCUCAACUGGAUUGCCUUGAGAGGUCAUUCUAUUCAUUCUAUGUGUGUACUGCAGUUCGAAAGUUCUUUUUCUUUUUGGAUCCCCUUCGUACAGGAAAAGUGAAAAUUCAAGAUGUGUUAGCUUGUAGGUUUCUUGAUGAUCUGUUGGAACUAAGAGAAGAAGAAUUAUCAAAGGAAGCUCAGGAUGACAACUGGUUUUCUGCUCCAUCUGCCCUCCGUGUUUAUGGUCAGUAUUUGAGCCUUGAUGCAGACCACAAUGGAAUGCUCAGUAAGUCUGAGUUGGCAGUCUAUGGAUCUGGGACUUUGACACCUGCCUUCCUUGACCGUGUGUUUCAAGAAUGUCUCACAUAUGAUGGAGAAAUGGACUACAAAACGUAUCUUGAUUUCAUUUUAGCAAUGGAAAACAAAAAAGAACCACAAGCACUGCAAUACUUCUUUCGCCUAUUGGAUGUCCAGGGUAAGGGAUACUUGAAUGUGUAUGCUCUCAACUAUUUCUACAGAUCAAUGCAGGAAAUGAUGCGUGUAAAUGCACAAGAAGUUAUUCGGUUUGAAGACAUCAAAGACGAGAUAUUUGAUAUGGUGAAGCCACAGGAUCCUCUACACAUAACACUAAAUGAUCUCAUUACCAGUGGCCAGGGUGAGACAGUCAUAUCUAUUCUGUCAGAUCUGAACGGAUUUUGGACAUACGAGAACCGUGAAGUCCUAAUGGCAGAGACAGCAGCAGCCGCAGAGGAGCAAAGACAGAUUAGCAUGUCAAACACUGAGUGACAUCG